GGCUGCACAGGUGGUCAGAAGAAAGGUAAAGUUGGAGGAAAGAGAUUAUUAUGCUAUGAGUUGUGUGUUUUCUGAUUCUUUGCAGGUGUAAGUGCUUGCAGCACCCAGAGCCCAAAACUUAUCAUUCAGAUGCAUUUCUUGGUAAGUAGUACAUUUUGUAUACUUUUUUUUUUCUCUUGAAAACGAAAAAAAUCUGGAUAACUUUUCUCUCAAAUGAGCACAGUGGAAAUAUUCAUGACAAGUCUUGUAAGUGUUACAUCAACGCAUUGAUUUAGCCUACAAAUGGAAUUAGCAGUCUGGUGGUUUGUUUGACAGAGAGGCCUGGGAUGAAGUCAAAUUCCCAGCCUUAAUUACGGUUUCGGGGCACCUCUGCACAUGAACCCUAUGGUUCUUCUGAGUGCUCGAUGGAGACCACACAGCUGGAAACUACACUACAUCUUCUCAACAAGACAGUAACAGUGCAUGAUAUGCCUUAUAAUGAAAUGAUGGGGAUUAAAAAGUGAGUGUGAGCAGAGACGCGUUAAUUUGUAAGGGGGGGUCAUGGAAACAGAGCAUCGAUAUUACAAUGACUGGAAUGACAGGGAAUCUGGGUGCUCUCUCGGGUUAUGCUCGUGAAAUAUGACAUGCGUGUGGGUGCGAAGACCUACUCACUCGACCAGUGCUCCCACUCACUCACUCUACAAAUCAAGCGUUCCGUGUAUCACACACGCUGCGUGAGCCGAGAGCGCUUUCUGUCUCUCAUUCAUCCCAGUGACGGCUGCUCACACUUUUUUCUUCUUCUUCUCUGUCCCCCUCUCGCCUACUUCAAGCUGGGAUAGCUCGCUUUGUGUGUGUGUGUGUGUGUGUGUGUUUUUUCUCUCCCUCUAUUUGUUUCCUCUCCGCGGUGCCUUUCGCACGGAGUAGUGGUGGAUGAUAUCAACAGAGCUUCGUUCCUUCUUACCUCCGCGAUACCGAGGAUUGGAGAGGAGUCGCUAGGGGACACGCGCAUCACGACAGACGGCGGCGCGAGGGAGUUUUUCUUGGAGGGGGACAUCGCAGCUUAAGACGAGGAACAAAUCAAACAGCUACACUGGGAGGACUGGCGUUAAGUUUUGACGGAUUUCGCGGUGCGGGUGCGCAGGUGCAUCGGGUUCGCGGAGAGGAGUCAGUGCCUCUGCGGAAGUCUCAGAUGAAGAUGAAGUCUGCGGGCGUUGUGGAUGGAGGCUUGUUCACAGAGAGCUAUUGUAACAUCUGCAAUGCCCAGCUCAUCUCCGAGUCCCAGCGCACCGCUCACUAUGAGAGUAAGAAACAUGCCAACAAGGUACGUCUGUUCUACAUGCUUCAUCCUGAAGAUGGAGGACCACCUUCCAAAAGACUGAGGCCAGAUAAUCCAGACUGUGCAGAGACAGAAGUGGACAGGAACAAGUGCUGUACCCUGUGUAACAUGUUCUUCACCUCUGCAAUUGUGGCACAGUCCCACUACCAGGGCAAAACCCAUGCCAAGAGAGUCCGCCUGGUGCUGGGGGAGCCACCCAGUGUACCCACAGCCAUAGCCAACCCCACAAACACAGAUUCCUCCCCUUCCACCCCACUGCCCACAGACCCCGCGUCGUGCCCCCCUCCUCCACCUGCCCUACCCUGGCCCAUGGCGGUGGUCAGUGGAAAUGGUGGGAGAGAGGCUGGGAAAUAUUGCUGUCUGUGUGGAGCCUGGUUCAACAACCCUCUGAUGGCCCAGCAGCAUUACGAGGGCAAGAAACACCGCAGGAAUGCAGCCAGGGCACGCCUCCUGGAGCAGCUAGCAGGCAGUCUGGAUGCCACAGAGAGCACAGGGCUGCGAAGUAGUUACUCUUGCAGUGUCUGCAGUGUGGUCCUCAACUCCAUUGAGCAGUAUCAUGCACACCUCCAGGGCUCCAAGCACCAGAACAACCUGAAGCAACACCAGCAGUAAGCCAGAGAGACAGGCCACUCUGGAAAGAAGAAAUGAUGAAGACAGAGAUUAUUGGAAUAAACAACUUCCGAAAAGAGGACUUGUCUUAGUAUGCGAGAGUAUGCGAAAGUAGUGCAGUGCAACUUCAGUAUGCGUGUGUUUGUGUAUAUAGCCUAUAUGUGUGUCAUAGGCACUUAUGCACACAUCUGCAGUACGAGUGCGUGGGUCAUUGUGAGUGUGUUAAUUUCUAUCUUUGAUCAAAAAAUAAUAUAUCUUUGAGAUUUAUUCAGCACCUUCAAUGAGUUCUAAACACCGGCGACCGUCAGAAGACCUGCGGCUGCGUAUUGCCAUGUAAUUCCAGUGUGAACCACAAUCCUGAAAUUGAAAUGAUGUCAGUGCAUUGCUCGGAGUGGUGAAAACCAUGACAAUGAUCGUCACAGAACAGCAGUUACAGUAACCAUGUAACUAGCAGUCCCCCGCCCCCAAGUGCUCUGACCGUGAACCAAGUCUGACCAGAAUCUUGUGUUUCAACGUGUAUUUAAUAUGCAGUGAUGCUGACGGUGCCGUGAGCGCGGCUCACUUUCAGACCACUUGAGACCUACUCAGGCCCAGACUUUCAAGGACAAGAAACUUCCCGACGACCUCAGCCAUUGCAGAUUGCAUGAAUUUCCAUAAUUUCAAAAAGCUGUUGGUUUGAAUCUAGUGUUGUCUAUCAAUUGCGGAUGUACCACUUUGAAACCCAUUUUCACAUAUGCCAAAAUAAUCAAAACCUGAAGAGAAAAGGGAGAGAAAAGUAGCAAAGAAACUAUUGAACUUCUGCUGUGAAGAGGGUCUGUGCAACUCUGUAAAUCAUCUACUGCUCAAAACAUUCCCAUAGCACUAAAUACUGAUGUCAGAUGCAGUCUGGAGGUGAUUAAAAAAAAUCUUUCUAGAAGGGCAACAUGUAGAUAUAUUUUUUAUUUUUCUGUUACUGCCAGAAUAAAGAAACUUCACACUCAUGUAGCAGCCACUGUACAAUACAACUGGGGUGUAAUUCAAUGCAUGCAAAGUGUAGAACAUUGCAUUCACUUGCCUUCUUGAAACCUACUUCUUGCGCAUUUUGGUAAUAGCGCUGCUUUGUAGUGAUAGCUAGGUAAUGAAUUAAUGCACAUGCUUGUACCUGAACAAAGAAAUCACCUUUUAGUGCUGAAUUGCCUUCAUCUCAACAUCUUACCAAUUCAUCAAAAAAAUAAAGAGGAGAGCCUUUUUAGAUAUUAGCCCAGUAACCACUGCACAACAACCUCAUUCGUAAGUGUCUUCAGGCUGAAAAGUGUGUUUCAACAAUGGUCUGUAGCACCACAAGAAGACGUGCUCCACUUUCCCAUGCUGGCACAUCACAUUGGCCAUGAGCAGGGGAAAAGACUGAGAAAUACAGCAGUCGAUGCAAAGCUACCCUCAGUUUGUUCUUGUUGGUCAUCUGUAAACACAUUAAAAUGUUGUUUUUUUCUUUUCUAUUUUGCUUAUUUCGCGGUAAAGAGACUGAACUACAUAUUACUUGAUUAGAAACUAUUUUUCUUCUGCAGAUAUAUGGUUGAGAUAUAUGGUUUUUAUGCAAUCGUGCUAAUAGUAACAACCAUACAAUGUGGGUUUGAAGUGAAAUAGUUCAACAAAGCAAAAAAAAGCGGUUUGUGUAAAUAAAGCAGUAGCGGCAGGUGAAGUUCGUGUUUUAAGUAGUACAGGAUUUUUGUAUUCAUAGUGUUUAUCUCCACUGAGCCACUGAUGAUAAGGGAAAUGUUUCUUAUAUUAUUGAAAAAUACAAAUAUGUUGGCACUGGGAUGAGAGUCUUUUGUUGGGUCAUGUUUUUCAUAGAUAAACAUAAGUGAAAAUGAAGUAAUCGUGACUCAAAGAGUCGGCGAUGAUGGACCAAAAUUCUGUGUUUGGAAGCCAGUGAGUCAUCACAUUCAUUUAAAGGGAUUCUGAUAACCGUCAUUUUUGUGAGGAAAACUGCAGUCGCUAUAAAGACAGUCCCCGCAGAGAAACAUCUGAAAUGCCAGUGGAUUCCUAAAGCUGCCAAAACAACAAAGUGGGACUACAAACCGCUGGAUAUUUUUAUACCAUAACAAAACCACAAAAACAAGAAGUCUGUUUUUUGCUUGGCGAUGUGCAUCAUGACUGUUCUGAUGACUAUUUACACUGACUUCAUUCUUUCAAACACUAGUGUAUUCACAAUAGAAGUGAUGUCUGUGUGUGACGAUAUCACAGUCUGUGCAGAUGACGACUGCGCCAUGAGUCACAUAUUUUAGCAGAUGUUACAUAAUAUAUGACAGAGAUGUAUCUAUGGGUAGGAACUGUGUGAUAUGAUGCUUGCGGGUGGGUGUCUGUGAAUCUAUCAACUGUGGAAGCCUUGCUGCGAGCUAUGCAGCCUGAGCACAUUUGUAAACACACACAAUGAUGAAUACAAUGGUACCUACAGUAUAUCUA
Messenger RNA from Oreochromis niloticus (Nile tilapia), 4366 nucleotides. Its product is annotated as zinc finger protein. The transcript is spliced from 7 exons. Lineage: Eukaryota; Metazoa; Chordata; Actinopteri; Cichliformes; Cichlidae. Bases 1169 to 1927 code for a protein of 252 amino acids. The record is from RefSeq and is a predicted model, not a curated record. Gene Ontology annotation, molecular function: zinc ion binding; nucleic acid binding.